Molecule: messenger RNA, 538 nt
Organism: Marmota flaviventris (yellow-bellied marmot)
Lineage: Eukaryota; Metazoa; Chordata; Mammalia; Rodentia; Sciuridae
Source: RefSeq, a predicted model, not a curated record
GGUGAUGGUGUGGAUCCAUGGAGGUGGUCUGGUGGUGGGCGGGGCAUCCACCUAUGAUGGACUGGCCCUCGCUGCCCUUGAAAACGUGGUGGUGGUGACCAUCCAGUACCGCCUGGGCAUCUGGGGAUUCUUCAGCACUGGGGAUGAGCACAGCCCAGGGAACUGGGGUCACUUGGACCAGGUGGCUGCUCUGCGCUGGGUCCAGGACAACAUUGCCAACUUUGGAGGGAACCCAGGCUCUGUGACCAUCUUUGGAGAGUCAGCAGGAGGACAAAGUGUCUCUGUUCUUGUGUUAUCUCCGCUGGCCAAGAACCUCUUCCACAGGGCCAUUUCUGAGAGUGGCGUGGCCCUGAGUUCUCUUCUGGUCAAGAAGAACGCCAAACCUCUAGCUGAGAAAGUUGCUAUUACCGCUGGGUGUAAAACCACCACGUCUGCAGUCAUGGUUCACUGCUUGCGCCAGAAGACAGAGGAGGAGCUCUUGGAGACCACGCUGAAAAUGAAAUUUUUUACUCUGGAUAUGCUUGGAGACCCCAGAGAG